CUCGCAUCCUUCUCUCUCUCUCAGACCAGGUUCUUUCCAUAUCGUCUUCCUGAAUAUUUUCCCCCCUUUUAGCGUAGUUAUCUCGGGUACUCGCUCAUCUCUUCUCCGUUUUUCUCAGAUUUGAAUAUGAUCAAACUAUUCAAAGUAAAGGAAAAACAGAGAGAACUUGCAGAGAAUGCAAGUGGUGGAGCACCGAUUAAGAAGCAAACUGCUGGGGAGUUGCGUCUGCACAAAGAUAUAAGUGAGCUGAAUCUACCAAAAUCUUGUACCAUGCAAUUCCCUAAUGGUAAAGAUGACCUGAUGAACUUUGAAGUUACAAUUCGGCCUGAUGAAGGAUAUUAUGUGGGUGGUACAUUUUUGUUUUCCUUCCAAGUGUCUCCCAUCUAUCCACAUGAAGCACCAAAAGUUAAGUGCAAGACAAAGGUCUACCAUCCAAAUAUUGACUUGGAGGGAAAUGUUUGCCUCAACAUCUUACGAGAAGAUUGGAAACCUGUUCUGAAUAUAAACACAGUCAUUUAUGGAUUGUAUCAUCUUUUCACGGAGCCAAAUUAUGAGGACCCUCUCAAUCAUGAUGCAGCGGCAGUUUUGAGGGAGAAUCCCAAAAUGUUCGAGUCUAAUGUAAGGAGGGCUAUGGCUGGUGGUUACGUGGGGCAAAUCUUUUUCCCUCGCUGUAUGUAGCCUUUGCUCGAUUACUUCAAGCCGCUGUUCAAAAUAUAUCAUCAAAGCUUCAGUCCAUGGUUUGUGUAAUUUAUUUACCAAUUUACAUUUUUCCUUUCUUCCCUGUCUCUAAUUCGUCUUGGUGGAGCAAGGGGUAUUGAUUCCUGGAACGAUCUUAUCCUCCACUCAAGCAGAACGUUACUGGAACACUUGUGUUCUAUUUGUAUCUUGAUCUAUUAGUUGGAUGUGGUUCAAGGUAGAGACAAGAUUCAUUUGCUUUCUC
Neltuma alba is the source of this 940-nucleotide messenger RNA. Its product is annotated as NEDD8-conjugating enzyme Ubc12. The coding region runs from base 127 to 678 and encodes 183 amino acids. Lineage: Eukaryota; Viridiplantae; Streptophyta; Magnoliopsida; Fabales; Fabaceae. The record is from RefSeq and is a predicted model, not a curated record. The transcript is spliced from 6 exons.